Caenorhabditis auriculariae is the source of this 2078-nucleotide messenger RNA. The record is from the annotation of a GenBank genome assembly. Lineage: Eukaryota; Metazoa; Nematoda; Chromadorea; Rhabditida; Rhabditidae.
AUGGGCUAUCUGGGGCUUGUGAUUCUACUUGGAGUCCCUUCGAAUAUCAUCAUUCUGCGGAAACUACUCCAGGAACAAAGACUCUCGCACAAGGACACUGUGAAGGUGAGACAGAUGAAAUUUCCCGAUCUCUCCCAGAUUUUGAUCUUCAGUGGUGAAAUAAUAUAAAAACUAUAUCAAAAAACACUAAUAGCUGCAGAGAAAAGGUUACAGAGUGGUUUCGUUAUGCUCAAGAUCCACCUUAACAUCACUGAUCUUCUGAUAUUAACUUUGGCUCUUGGAAAACUGAUGUGGUUGAUCACUUAUGAAUGGGUCGGAGGAGACUUUCUGUGCAGAAUGUUUCAGGUGAGAAUUCGAUUUCUAAAAAUAUGGCCCGAGAAAUUUCGUUUUUACACGUCAUUUUCUCAUAAUUAACGUUGAAUAGUUCAGCUCCUCUCAAUGUUCGCAAUGUACAGCUCAUCGAACAUCGUGGUCUGCAUUGCGGUAGACAGGCUGCGAAAUGUGAUGUAUGCGGACAAAGUGCGCGGAAAGCCCAAAAUGGUAAAAUAUUAAUACAGCCAGCCGCCUGAACUUUUAGAGUUGAAAAGUGCGCGUAGGACUCUUGCAUACAGAAGGCCGUCAUUUGCCAUUCAAUCUUUUGGCGCCGUUGAAAACAGACGUCAAAACUGGCAGACAAAUUAAAAAUAAAUAACCUGUCGCAAAAAUGCAAAAAAAACAUCUUUUGGACAGUGGAAUGUUAAAAUUUGCUUUGCAAUAAGGGGAAAUACGUUCAAAAAAAAAAGUGGUUAUCACAAAAGUUUUGUUACAUUCAGAUGAACCCUGUCACCGUACUCGCGGCGUUGUCCUGGAUUUUUUCUUUUGCUUGUAGCCUUCCACAAUUAUUGGCUUGGCAAACUUUCGAAGUUCCCAUGUAUGGAGGUUGGACACAAUGUACCGACAUUUGGCAAAUAAGCAGGUUACUGUUUAACGUUCAAGUUUCCAUCAAAUUCAGUUUUGAAGAUUCGGCGGAAACUUAACAAUUGAUCCACAUUCAAAAAUACUCACGAGAUUUGUGGAGAAUUCCUAUAACAUUUUGCAUCUGGUGAGUUAUUUUGUGCUGUUGUUUAAAAACAAAAAAGUGCGUUUCUUCAGGUUCUCGUUUUUUGGGGUCCAUUAUUGGUUCUUGUCGUUUGUCACGUUUUGAUAGCUACAAAACUGAUGCAGUACUCUCUGAGGCCACCUGGCUUGCUUGUGGGUUAAGCCAGUCAAAUCAAAGAAUCUUUUCGAAUUGCAGAGAAUUCAAAAGCCUCAGCCGAGUGUAGUAGAUGAAACGGUCAAAGGUAGAAAUAAUACCGCCUUUUCCGAGUUUUUUAUUCAUUUACUCAUUUUUAGAGGUUAUCGUACAUGUUAACGUCUCAGAUGGACUUCCUACUCAAAAUUCUUCAAUGAAAAAGGUCCUAGAUUGAAUAAAAACGUUGUGAUUAUGGCCUUUUAGGAUCUGGAAUGUGUUCCUGAGGGAUCAACGAAAUUUCGUCUUAGUGCUCCACGUUUGAAUGUUUAUCCAGAAAGGAGAUGUAAGUGAUAAAGAUCUUUCAUCGAAAUUUUCAAAAGGAUCUCAUAAUCCUCGCUCUAUUUUUGAGGGCUUCAACAUGUCUAAUGAGUCUUUUCAGGUUGCGCAUAUCAGAAAAGCAUGAUUCCAUACGUAGGAUUUUCACUGAAAGUAUCAUAAACCAUCCAUGUUUUUUGGAUUCACCGGCCGAUCACAAAUAAAAGCUUCUUUUCCGGCGUGACUUUUAGACAGAUAAAGGGACAAUCAAAAAUAACUUGAAGAAAAAUUCAUUUGAGUGUUCAGUGGGACACAGAGAAUUCUAGUUUUUCAUCAUUCGAAUCAAAAUUUCUCAAAAUUUUAAUUGUUUGCUUCUUGAAAAUAAAAAUGAAAACCCCUGCAAUCUGGAUCACAAAUAGAAUUUUUGAAUAUAACGCCGGUUCAACGCUGAAUAUUUCAGCGAAUGGUAGCAUCGGUCAUGACUAUCAAUUGCCUCGGAUUCCAAACUGGCGACGGCAAUUGCGGAGCCGAGUAUUCCGAACCGCGUUUCUAG